UGUUGUUGGUAUUCCGGCGAGGGCCGACAGCUUCCUGCCGCUGAUGCUUCAGUUACGUUGAUAAUGUCAAAUCGUUUGGUUCGCUCUGCUGUCGCCACCGCGCACGAGUACAACCACAACAACACUGCCAACGACGAGGGCCAGCGAGCCAAUAAAUUUUAAUAAAAUCCCCAUCACAACAAAGAAUAAACAACAGCUCGACCGGACAACACGAAAAAUUCGUAUAACAAAAAUAGCGAAGGAAUGUGCAGUUCGGUGGGACUGAGACAGGCAAAUGCCGGCUAAAAAAGUGUCAGAAUUCGUGAAAAUUAAUAUUUCACCAGAGAUUUGAGUGUUUCCAAAACAAACAAAAUAAAAAAAAAAACAAACCCGAACACUGCAAACAGGACAAACUUUUUCGUUUCGCCAAACUUUUAUUUCGUACACACUUUUUUGGUCCUACGCGAUUUGCUCGCGAAAAUUAUGAAAAAUAUGUGAGAAAUGUGCAAAAUCCGCAAAAUACUAAAGUAAGGGCAAAGAGCAUAGGUCAAGCCCUAUCCUCCAGUGCGGGAUAUAUAUUUUGUACGGCCCCAAAAUCCCCUGACGUUGUGCUUUCAGCAAACCAACCACCCACCCACCCACCGCCCAGCUAGUGUCAUGUGUAUGUGCGGAAAGAAAGGCGGCCAAGUUGAGUGUGUGUGCGUCUGGGUGUGGGAAGUCGUGUAACGUGCUAAAAUAAGUUAAUUUAUUGCCGGCACAACAACAAUCACAACACACAAAGACAACAACUGCCGGCAGUCAUAACAUUUGUGUUGUUCACCAGUUACCCAAGUUGAAUUUCUGUCGCUGAGAAAACUAUUUCAGAAAAAGGCCAAACUCAAUUGACAUUUAUUGGCCCAUAUAUAUUUAUAAGGACCAAAAGGAAGCGAGGAAGGAUCGAGAAAAGGAAAAUAACAAAACGGAGGACACAGGCCCUAGUGAAAUCAUAGUAAAAUCAUAUAUUUCAAUGGCUAACACAACUAUACUGGGGGCAAGCACCCGUCACUUGCAAAUGGCCAAUCGGCGGAGGUCGGAGAAGGACUUUGGAUACCAUGGAUUCCAUGGUUCCCGAAGUGGGCGUAGCUGCAUUUGCUGGAUAUCCCUGGUACUCCUCCUCAUUCUGGUGCCUGAUUUUAUUGAAGCACUCAAGGAUGUGUCGGUAAUGAUACCACAGGCGGUGAAACGUGGCAGCAAUGCGCUAUUCACUUGUAAUUACGAUAUGGAAAACGAUACUCUAUAUUCGGUUAAAUGGUAUAAGGGCAAGCGUGAGUUUUAUCGCUAUACGCCCAAGGAGAAUCCGGCGAUGAAGGUCUUUGCCAUGACAAGUGGUCUCAAUGUCGAGCGCAACCUUUCGAAUCAGAGCCACGUCGUCCUGCAGUCGGUGCCGCUGAAUAUUUCGGGCAAAUUUACAUGCGAAAUAUCGGUGGAGGCGCCCACUUUUCAAACGGCCAUGGUGUCCGGCGAAAUGGAGGUGGUUGAGCUGCCGGAAGAGCACACUGUGGUUACCGGGAUACAGGCACGUUAUCGCAUCGGCGAUUUGGUCGACGGCAAUUGCUCAAUUAAAUACUCGAAACCGGCUGCUAAUUUGACAUGGACUAUUAAUGGUAUUGUGGUGCCACCGCACCACAUAAAGACCUACCAGACGGAGAAGCGGGAGAACAGCACCCUGGAAUCGGUGACAAGUGCCAUACAUUUCAUGGUCACCAAUCAGCAUUUCCUCAAGGGCCAGAUGAGGCUCAAGUGCACGGCCAAUAUCUUUGACAUCUUCAAGGAGGAAAUGGAGAGUGUCAUCGAGGAGGACCGGCCCAGGAUAAUGGCCUCCGGCAGAUCGUAUGACAUCAACAAUUAUCCCCUCGAGGAGCACCCGAAUGGCGAACGGGGUGGCUUUGAGGAUCACAACGAGUCCUAUUUGACGUACUAUUCGGCGGAUAACACGGCAUCGGGCGCCUCGACAGCUGCACAUGAAAUCUUCUGGCAGUUCUGGCCAUCGCAGCUGACAAAGCUUCCCAUCAACAGGCAGUUGGCGGGGGCGUGGCACUGGCUUUGUGGGGGCGGCGGAGCCGCUGCUCUUCUGCUCCUUUUCCUGCUGCAGCAAGGGCCGCUGGGCCAUCAAAUUAUCAACUGUCAAUACACAAAGCCGGCGACUGGCAAGGUGCAACAGCAACAACUGCAGCAGCAACAACGCAGCAGCGGCAGCAACAUCGAGGUGACAGCUUCAAAGGCGGCAACAUCCGCAUCUAGCGUCAAAUGCUUUUAUAAUUGUCAAAUGGCUAUGGCGAUGCCAACUCGGAGUCGCGAUGAUGAUGAUGAUGAUGAUGGUGCUGAUGCUGAUGCGUAUAUUGGCAGCACGAGUGCAAAUGCAAUUGCAGCAGCAACAGCAACUGGCGAUGCUGAUGCUGAUGCUGAUGCUGCAGAUGCAGAUGUUGCUGCUGCAGGAGGAGGAGCUGCGAGUUGCAGCAUUAAGCGGCUGUCAGCGACACUUGUGGGGGGCGUCGAUGCUGUAAGGGGCGUGGCCAGUUGGCCGGAUCAACGAUUAUUGAUGACUCGGCUGCGGGAAAGGCGGCAAAAGAAAUCGCUGGCGAUGGAUGCGAUGAUGCAGUCGCGUUGGAGCGCGUGCUGAUGCCGAAUUGAUGAUGAAAUCCAUUUUCGAAAGUAGCUUAAGGUGCUCGCCACCGUGCAAAAUGCCAGUGUAUGGCUCCUUUCCUUUCCUGUCCUUUUUCACCCGAAUUGUUGAAGGGCAUAAUUGAUAUACAUAU
This is a messenger RNA of Drosophila erecta, 2774 nucleotides long. RefSeq lists its product as uncharacterized. Lineage: Eukaryota; Metazoa; Arthropoda; Insecta; Diptera; Drosophilidae. The coding region runs from base 986 to 2638 and encodes 550 amino acids. The transcript has 8 exons. The record is from RefSeq and is a predicted model, not a curated record.